Necator americanus (New World hookworm) is the source of this 1224-nucleotide messenger RNA. RefSeq lists its product as uncharacterized. NCBI's taxonomy places the organism in Eukaryota, Metazoa, Nematoda, Chromadorea, Rhabditida, Ancylostomatidae. The transcript is spliced from 10 exons. Bases 1 to 1224 code for a protein of 407 amino acids. The record is from RefSeq and is a predicted model, not a curated record.
AUGGAGGACAAGGCUCCUUGUGCCUCCAUCGAAGAGGAUCUGCCGGGCUUCAUCCGGCGGAAAAAGAACAGCUCAACGCUGCUUACCUCGACGUCCUUACGAGUGCGACAUGACAUUUUCACGAUUUUCAUAAUGAUUUUCCUCAUUGGGAGGUUAAGCAUGAUUGAAGGAUGUCUCCCUUCGUGGUUCCGAGAUGAUCGGAGUGACGCGCAGGCGUUAGAGAAGAAUGUUCUGGAACAAAAUGAGAUUCUCGAGCCUCCUGCGUUACUUGAGACAUCUCAUUCAACAGUGAAGCAAGAUUCACAAGAAACUCGACCUCCCUAUGAAACGAACGAACUAGAAACUGAUCACGGUGAUUCGAAUGAGAGUGAAAGCGAGGAACUGGACGUGCUUUAUGGAACUGCUGCACCAAUCCGCGUGGAUCACAAGCUGGAGGAAGCCCGAAUGCGUCAUUCUAAACAGAAAUGUAAAGGUUGGUGUUAUCGAGGUGGAAACUGCUCCGUAGACGUUGAUGAGGUCACCUAUGAGCUUAGAUCAGUGAAUUGCCAUUGCCCUCACGGUUAUUGGGGCAGCAGAUGUGAACUGCACUUCGUAGCACGAUUGUUCGCUCCCGUCAAGGGUCAUGUCGAAGUGGAAAAGUCAGGUGUCUCCGCGUUCGCAUUUAUCAUUCUCAUGGUGAUCGUCUCCAUCGGCCUCAUUUUCUAUACGUACAGGAAGAUAGCACGACGUAAUACGGCAUUCAAUCUAACAGCAACUCCUUCGCUCAGUACUCAUCUUCGUCGUCCAACUGUUUCUUUCCAAACUACUCCUACCUCUGUUAAUACUACACCAAGCAGUAGUGGCACUUACAUGAGUCGCAACGCUUCACAGAAUUACAACUGGCGCACACCAUUCUCGCCACUUUCGAGAAGUUAUGGGCACUUAGCAGUAAAUCCACGCCAAUCCUCAUGCGACAGCACUCCAUCGUUGAGCAUUGCGCUCAGUAGACUAUCGCUCGGUUCGACCCGCCUUUUGCAGAAUCUCGAAGUGCCGACACUGAAAUCAGUUAGUAGAACUAGUAGUUAUCCAUUGAACAACUCUACUAAUCCGACUCCAUACAGCUUAAACCGAGCUCACAAUGAGAGUGCCUACUACAGCGCAAUGGGUACAUGGGCGGGUGAUCCCUCCAUUAGCAGCGAUGAUCAUCGGGAGGAGCAAUUGUUUUAUAGUGAGCACCGUAACUAG